AUGGUCAUGGACACAAAAUACAUCCUUCUUUCCCUCCCCCUCGAAGCCUUCGAUUCCUCCGACAAGGACGAGGCCUUGGCCAGCCUACAAUCAACACUUCCUAAUAUCGGCACCAUCCUUCCCUAUACAAUCCCAAGCUUCAAGAUCGGCACCCUUGACACGCUAGUGCAGCAAGCCGAUGAUUUAGCAAAAAUAGACUCAGCAUGUGCUGCUUUUGUGUCGAAGCCUACCCCUCGGCUAACUUUAAGGCUUCCAAAAUCAGAGUCGACCGACCACUACAUCACUACUUUCGUCUGGAACAAGGUCCUUUAUCGACCGGAUAAGCCGCUCGCUGAACUCGUCAACAUGCUUCAAAAGUUACUGGCUGGAGCGAACCACCCCGAAAGCCACAAAAGGGUAAAGACUACCCUCGAUGCAAGCUUUUCAUACCUCGGAGGCAACGCCGUACGUAAGGACAAGCGUGGUAAUACCAUUGACGAGGCCGUCUUGGCCUCGGAGAUUGCUGCCGCGGGCCUAGGCUCGGCUACAGGUGAUUACACAGCAUACGUCUACUAUGAACUUGAGGUACCCUAG
Parascedosporium putredinis is the source of this 573-nucleotide messenger RNA. The record is from the annotation of a GenBank genome assembly. Lineage: Eukaryota; Fungi; Ascomycota; Sordariomycetes; Microascales; Microascaceae.